CCCGAGCAAUUAGACUCUCGCGCGCAGCAAUACUGAUGUACGCUACUAAAGUGAUUUGAAUUUAUUUCGUUCCAAAAAGCAAGAAAUGCGCGGUCUAGCUUCACUAACUCCUCUUUCUAUUCUUGUUUUCUCUCUCCUUUUCAGAUCUCAAACCCUAAUUCGCUAAUCCUUGUCGCUCCUCUUUGAAAUCAAAAAUUAGGGAGGACUUUUGGCAAAAGUAAAAUCAAGAGGAAGAGAAGGGCGAGGAUGUUCGACAUUCAGAAAUGACAAGAUUCGAUUUUUUUCCGGCCAUUUUUGCCUAAGAGGCUUUCUGGAAAUGAAGAUGAUGUGGAAAAUGGUAUAUUGGGAAAAGAGAAAGAUAGAACAUUGCGAACUAGCAAAUCUCUUAAGAUACCUAACCAGGCCUUAUUGUCUGGGACGACUUACUGCAUUUCGUCCUGCAGCAUGGUACUCAUUAAUAAAUUUGUCUUGUCCAGCUACAACUUCAAUGCUAGUAUAUCUUUAAUGUUGUACCAGGUAAUUUCAACCAUUUUCGUAUUCCUAUUGGAUGCAUCAAUAAACCAUAUGUUCUAAUCUUGGGAGGCCUCAUAUUUGAAUUUAUAAUAGAAGCAAAAGCAAUAAUAUAGCACGUUUGCAAAAUCUCUGCAAAAUCUAACUGUUUUUUUUUCUUUGUUUUUGUUGCAGAACUUUGUUUCAGUAAUCAUUGUGUCCACAUUGUCCAUUUUGGGUGUUGUAUCUAUAGAGCCCUUGACAGAGAAGUUAAUUAAGGUCUGGAUACCUGUGCACUUGAUAAGAUUCAAACUGAAGUGCACUUGAUAGAAUCUUCCACUAGGAUGAUAAGGCUCAAAUUGGUUGAAGGAUGAAACUCUACCUCACACAUUUGGGGUUUUAGUUUAGGAGGAAUGAUAGAAUCUUCCACUAGGAUUUGUCUACGGAUAUCUUCUACCAGGAUAGAGUUAUGUAUUUAGGAUCUUUUCAAACUCAUGCUAGUGGGGCUCAAUCUAGAACUCAUUUAUGUACACUGUGAUUAGGUGCUGUUUGCUUUCCAUUUUCACUUUGAAAAAUGGCUUGAUUUCAAGGUCUUACCCAGACAUAUUUUUGCUCUUAGUAAAGCUCCUUUCUUUUUGUUUUCUCUUUUGCUGUCUUGGCUUCUGACCUGUCUCUUCUCUCAGGCAUGUAUUGGUUUAAUUAAAAGGCCGGCAGCUGAAAAACGACCGAGGAGGGAGAAUGUUGUAGUCUAUUUGAACGAACAGUUAACAAGAGGAAAAUGGUUAUGGACAUACUGGAUAUGACAGAAGUACCUCAGGAUGUUUGGGACCUUCAAUGUUUCAGAUGUAUCUCAUCUCCGUCUGCUCUGUACUGCAUUUCCUGUUAUUUCUCCAGAAAACGCUCUCAAGACAAGAUCCAAGAGAUUCUGUUGGCAGUUCUGGUUAUCACUAAUUAUCAGAAACAGAAUGACGAGCUUUCCAAUUGCUUAUCUGGAGAUCUGCAGGAAAUUCUGUGCAGCCUGAAGACACUAAAACCAAAUAAUAUGCCUCUUUCCAUUCUUCCGCCAAAGGUUACUGAUGCAAGCUCUUCGUCACAGAAGCCAUUUAGGUACUUGGAUCAAGUUUCUCUACCUCUGGAUUGUACUUACUUUGUUUCAGAUUAUAUGUACGGAUCCAAGGGGCACCAUGAAGCAUCAAACACUGUUUUCUGGAUUAAUUGCUAGAUAACCAAAUAUGUAUUGCAAUAAAUCUAAUGACAGAAGUCACAUAAUAGCUUAGUUAUCAUAGUUUUCUGAAA
Beta vulgaris subsp. vulgaris (sugar beet) is the source of this 1785-nucleotide messenger RNA. RefSeq lists its product as uncharacterized. Lineage: Eukaryota; Viridiplantae; Streptophyta; Magnoliopsida; Caryophyllales; Amaranthaceae. Bases 1268 to 1711 code for a protein of 147 amino acids. The record is from RefSeq and is a predicted model, not a curated record. The transcript has 7 exons.